AUGUCUGGCGGUAAAGUUACAGAUUGGGCUAGUAAGGACGGCGAAUUCCGGCGUCAAACAUCAUCAUUUCGUGAAACAGUUUCGAAAGACCAUUCAAUUUUCCGCCCGGAAGUUGGCCGUUAUCACUUGUAUGUAAGUUUAGCUUGUCCUUGGGCCCACCGUACCCUGAUCGUUCGUAAACUGAAGGGAUUGGAAGAGGUAUUGCCCGUGCAUGUUGUAGGAUGGUACAUGGGUCCGAAUGGUUGGGAUUUCGAAACAGAACGCGGAAGUACUGGAGAUGCAAUUUACCAAAGUCCUUUCCUAAGAAACUUGUAUUUCCGUGCAGAUCCCAACUAUAAUAUGCGCUUCACGGUGCCCGUGUUGUGGGACGUAAAACACCAUACAAUCGUAAACAAUGAAAGUGCAGAGAUCAUCCGCACACUCAAUUACGAAUUGAACGACUUGAUCAAAGACCCAAAGAAAAAGGAACUGGAUCUGUAUCCAAAAGACCUGCGUUCGGAAAUCGAUCGAUGGAACGACUACUUUUAUGAAACACUCAACAAUGGUGUCUACAAAUCGGGAUUUGCUACCAAAGCAGAAGCUUACGAGAAGAAUGUCAAGAUUGUAUUUGAAGCCCUGGGCAAAUUGGAGGAUUUGCUUAAAAAGACUGGUGGUCCCUACGUUUUAGGCGAUCGCUUAACGGAAACCGAUAUUCGUUUGUACACCACGGUGGUUCGGUUUGAUCCAGUGUAUGUGCAGCACUUCAAGUGUAACAUUGGUACGAUUCGCCAUGAUUAUCCUCACAUCAACAAAUGGCUUCGUAACCUUUAUUGGCGCCACCCUGCCUUUUUCGAAACCACCGACUUUGAUCACAUCAAAUGGCACUAUACAAGAAGCCAUACCCAAAUCAACCCGUUGAGCAUCACUCCCUUGGGUCCUUUACCUCCAAUUGAACCUCUAUAA
Schizosaccharomyces osmophilus is the source of this 942-nucleotide messenger RNA. RefSeq names its product glutathione S-transferase (gene gst4). Gene Ontology annotation, molecular function: glutathione transferase activity. The record is from RefSeq and is a predicted model, not a curated record. The transcript has a single exon. The coding region runs from base 1 to 942 and encodes 313 amino acids. Gene Ontology annotation, cellular component: cytoplasm. NCBI's taxonomy places the organism in Eukaryota, Fungi, Ascomycota, Schizosaccharomycetes, Schizosaccharomycetales, Schizosaccharomycetaceae.